Messenger RNA from Bufo bufo (common toad), 495 nucleotides. RefSeq names its product cytochrome P450 2C15-like. NCBI's taxonomy places the organism in Eukaryota, Metazoa, Chordata, Amphibia, Anura, Bufonidae. Gene Ontology annotation, cellular component: cytoplasm; intracellular membrane-bounded organelle. Bases 37 to 495 code for a protein of 152 amino acids. The record is from RefSeq and is a predicted model, not a curated record. Gene Ontology annotation, molecular function: oxidoreductase activity, acting on paired donors, with incorporation or reduction of molecular oxygen, reduced flavin or flavoprotein as one donor, and incorporation of one atom of oxygen; heme binding; iron ion binding. Gene Ontology annotation, biological process: xenobiotic metabolic process. The transcript has 3 exons.
GGUGUCACCUUCUCCAAUGGAUACAACUGGAAGGUGAUGAGAAGAUUUACAUUCUCAACCUUACGAGACUAUGGAAUGGGGAAGAAAACCAUACAAGAUAAGAUCAUUGAAGAGUCUGAAUUCCUAACUCAGAAAAUAAGAUUAUAUGAAGGAAAGCCCUGUGAUAAUCAGGCGAUUUUUAAAUCUGCUGUAACCCAUAUAAUUGUGACUAUACUGCUGAAUAAAAGAUAUGAUUAUGAAGAUCCAACCAUACUGAGGCUUUUGGCUAUAGUCACUGAAAAUACAAAACUUCUCAACAGUCCCUGGGUCAUGCUGUACAAUAGUUAUCCAUUGCUGUUUAAAUGGCUGCCCGGACCUCACAGAACAAUGAGUGAAAAUAUGAAGGAGCUUAAGAGCUUUGUAAGAAAAACAUUUACAAAAGAGACAAAAAAACUGGACGUAAACGACCAAAGGAACCUUGUUGAUACCUUCUUAGCCAAGCAACAAGAGGUAUGA